UGAAUAAAUUUUGAAGCUUUUGAUGAAUUUCAUAUCAGCGUCCCUUUACUUAAUCGUUUUUUGAUUUAAAACACGAUCCCCAGCAUAAAAACCAUUAUAGAAACAGCGUACUUAAGUAGCAUAUGAACUAUGUAGUCUAAAACAGAAUUUUGGACGAAGAUUUUUCUUCGAAUAUGACACAGGAAGAAAUAAUAGCGGAUUUAGAUGGUAUAAAUUUCACUUGGGAUGUACCUCCAGAAAACCUCCAAACGCUCUCAGGAGAAGAUGAAGAUAUGCAAGCACACAACUCAUCCGUAGCACCAGCCUCGGCGUCUGCAAUUCGUUCCAGACGCAGUACUAGCCAUAACCCAUUUGUCAUGGACGAUGAAGAAGAUAGCGAAUUAAGCAUCAUCGAUCCAUUUGGUUCAAUAAAUAGUCAGCCAUAUGAUUGUGAAGAGAAAAGUGAAGCAUCUCAAACGCAAGCACAAAAUAUAUUUGCAGUUGUGUAUGAUGGUCGUGAAUGCGAAAAGUCGGAACCAUUAACCGAAGGUAUGAACCAUCCAAAAGCUUUACCAAGGCCCCCCAAAAGUCAGCCAACAUAUGCGAAUGAUGUAAUGGAGAAGCAAUACCCUGAAGAGCAUGUCGAAAAACAGAAUGACAACACUAUGAAACACCGCAUGUCCUUUAUACUUGAUGAUACCAAACGAGCUCACGAGAAAGAGACUUCUAAACAGUCAUUCAGUCCUUCAUUCUUGUCAAAUCGACCACAUCAACAAGAGAAGAGAACUUCAAAAGAAGUAGCUAUCGACCAUAACGAAAAAUACUUUAAUAAGUCUAAAACUGUGACAAGAACUUCCGCAGUCCCGCUACUAAAAAAUGCUACAGCUGUAUUAACAGUAGGAAGAACCUCAUCAAAGUCACAUGUUGGCACUAAGUGCGGCAGCAGGAAUCAUGGUCCGAAAGUUUUCGGGAAAAACUAUAAAUACAUUAAAAGUCAUAUCAGCCACGUACGUAAUAAUCCCAGUGAAGAAUUUCGAAAUGGAGAAGAUGAUGAAAUUUCUAACAUGUCACAUAAAUAUAAAAUUAACAGCAGAUUUAAAGUUAAAGAAAGAAAUGAUGUCACUUCCCCUCUGAGAGACGAAGCAGGUUCCACAUCGUAUCAGAGAGAAGAUGAUUAUUAUAAGAAAUUCCUAACGUUGCAGCAAGAACUUAAAUCCUCGUUUCGUAAAAUUUCUAAACUUCAACAAAUCAAUAAACUGGCUUUAAAACGGAAGGAUGAAAUGCAAAGAGAAGCAUUGGCUGCAUACAAGAAAAUUUCAGAUCUUGAAAUUUCGGAAAAUACAAACUUGAGUCACAAUCGUGAGUUAUCAGCAGAAAUACGAAAUGCAAAGCAAAGGAUUGGAGAAGCAGAAAUGGAGGCUUCGCACGCCAUAGGUCGAACUAAUAAACUUGAACGUGAUUUGAAGAACGCUGCUGAUAAAAGAAACCGUUAUUAUGAAGAGUUAGUUACUGCUGAGGAAAACAUAAAUAACCUUGAACGAAAUAUGAGAGAGAUAAAAGCAGAAUCCCGAAGUAGCGAAGAAAAUGCAAACAAAUUACAACAAGAGUUAGCGGGAAAAGAAAACGAAAUUUUAAGAUACGAAAAUAGAAAUAAAGAGUUAAUGGAACUGAUGGAGAAAAACGAAGGAGAACUCGCGGAAACAUUAACACGAUUUGAUAUCGUCGUGAAAGAAAAAACGAAGUAUGAAGGACAGAUUGAAGAGUUGACGAAAGCAAACUCUUGUUUGAAGGAAGAUUUACAACGCUUACAAACAAAAUAUGAAAUUUCACAACGUACAGUUGAGCAAUGCACGACAAGAAUUAAAGAACAGAAAGAAAAAUUUGACAGUAUGAUUGUGUCUCGAUUAAACAUCGAGAAAGAAUUACGAGAAGUUCACGAUGAAUUGUCGAAAGAAAGAGUAGAAAAACACUCCUACUCAACGCAGUGCACAGAUUUGCUUACAAAGUUAAGCGAGGCCAAAAACUCGAUAAACCAGUACAAACAAGAAACUGACCUCCUGCAAAAAGAAAACAGAGGUUUGAAAGACAGAGUUUUGUAUUUGGAUCUUUAUAAACAAAUGAUGGGAAAUAAGACAAAAAAUAGUCGACUGUCGAAACAAAACAAUAAUGUUAAUUUGAGCAACAAAUUACUUCGGGAGGACAGUGCGGAAUCUUUACAAAGUUCUGAGUCACCAACAGCCUCCACAUCCAACAACAUCAACAUAUUCACACAGAGAUUAGCCAAACUUCAACAAGAUCAAGAUGUAUUACACAAGCUGGCAGGUGAAGGAAACAGAUCUAGAAACAGUUCCAGAAAUGAAGGUAGCCUCUCCCUAUAUGGUGAUUCACAGCUCAAAAAUGAGGAGACGUCUCAGUUAAGCACAAAAAAUGAAAUCGAUUCCGAUAUAUUCAGCAUUGACGGACAGGAAAGUGCAUUUACAUCACGAAGCCUUAGCUGUGACAAAGAUAAAGAUUUACUUUACGAUGUUGAAAUGAAACACGAUGGUGAUUUUCCAUUCGAGUUGAGAAAGAAUCUCAACAGAGCAACCAUAUUCCCGUCCUUUGCUGCAAGCUUUCAACAAGAAGAACACAAGGAAACACGUUUUAGCGAUUUGAUUCAAGCAAACAACAAAGAUAUCGCGAAUGCAUUGUUGUAAAGUAUACGGACACGAGAAAAAACAAAACUUCGAAGGCAUUGUUUAGAUUAUUAGUUCACAAGGAUAUAUGUGAAAAGGCAGUUAUGUUCCUUGUAGCUGUAAUUCAACUUUGUGGUAAACAAACUAGAUAUUUUUUCGUUU
This is a messenger RNA of Hydractinia symbiolongicarpus, 2816 nucleotides long. RefSeq names its product reticulocyte-binding protein 2-like. Bases 174 to 2675 code for a protein of 833 amino acids. Lineage: Eukaryota; Metazoa; Cnidaria; Hydrozoa; Anthoathecata; Hydractiniidae. The record is from RefSeq and is a predicted model, not a curated record. The transcript has 2 exons.